This is a messenger RNA of Trichogramma pretiosum, 769 nucleotides long. RefSeq names its product coiled-coil domain-containing protein 137. The transcript has 2 exons. Bases 17 to 769 code for a protein of 250 amino acids. Lineage: Eukaryota; Metazoa; Arthropoda; Insecta; Hymenoptera; Trichogrammatidae. The record is from RefSeq and is a predicted model, not a curated record.
GUGAUAUUGAACAGAAAUGGGCCGUAAGAUUCCUGGUAAAAAACACAGAGGAGUAAAGGAUCCGGAAAAACAGCAAGCCAAACGUCUAGCUGCAGUUGAAUCAGUGAUCAAUGCUCCUCCAAAAAAUAUUGACCAUCAAGAUAUUCCAAAAAGCUUGGAACGCGUGAUUAAAUUAAAAAAUGCAGUCAAAGAUGGUAACAUAGGAAAGAAACAGAAGAAGAAGAAAACAAAGAGUGCCAAAAAACUCAUUCAACUUGGCGCUGAACAAAUAAAUUACAAAUUACCUGCUCCCAAGGCAAGACCAGAAAAAGUUGUUCCAUUAUUUAAUCAAAAACCUGGUGAAAAUAAAUAUAAAUUUUGGGAUAGAGUGAAUCAAGAAACACAGGCAUUCAUUAAAGAGACUGAAUUUGAACUCAAGUAUAAUAUUGAAGUUAAGCGUAAUGCAGCUACCGGUGAAUUGGAAGGUCUCCGGAUGAAAUCAAAGGAAGAGUUAGAUCAAAUAGCAAUAGAAAAAUUACAAGAAAAACAUUCAAAUAUCAAAAGGAAAAAGAAAAAAGACAAAGACGGAGAAGUUAAAGUUAAAUUGAGCAGUGGUCAGAAAAGGAAACAAAGGCUUCUGGAGAAAAAAAAUAAAAAACUAGAAGAUAAUGCUGAUGAUUUCCAGAAAUAUGAAGACAAAGUUGAAUUUGGUGAAGUAGCUAUGGCACCGCCAAAAUUAAGUCUUCCAAGAAAAGCAAUAAAAACCAAUAACAAGGUAUGUGAAUAUUAA